UUCAAGAGAGUUUUGUAUCUCUGCGCUCUGUCGUUGUCGCUUUCACCUUUACUUUUUUUUUUCUUCCCUUUCUAAAUCGACAUCUCUGUCGAGCCUCAUACUGUAUACCAUGAGGACAUUCCAAUCAUCACGAUCGCAAUGGAUGGCCUUCCUCUUUAUGUGUCUGGGCUUGGCAAAUGCCCACACGGUCAUCGUUUAUCCGGGCUAUAGAGGGAACAACUUACAUACAAACGGCACCGUCGAGGAAGCCAACGGUCUCGGGGUGGCUAUGAGCCCCAACGCAACAGACAACAGCUCCUUAAUAUACCCCUAUGGACAACAAUGGAUCUAUCCUUGCGGAGGUAUGCCCACAUCAACGAACCGAACCAAGUGGCCUGUCGGCGGCGGUGCGAUCUCUUUCCAACCUGGCUGGUUCCAGGGUCACGCCACAGCAUUCAUCUACAUCAACUUGGGCAUUGGCACAGUACCCGAGAAUAUGAGCCAUCCCAUGAUCCCACCUUUUCAGAUUAAUGGCCCUUCCAAUGAGCCGUACCCAGGCACAGUUUGCUUGCCACAGGUCCCGUUACCGGCCAACAUCAGUGUGAGUCCAGGCGAUCAUGCUACGAUUCAACUCGUCGAGACGGCUAAACAUGGCGCCGCCUUGUACAAUUGCGUGGACAUCGAAUUCGCGGAACCCGAAGACGUCACCGAGGUCACCCGCGAUAACUGCUUCAACUCGAGUCAUAUCAGCUUCUCACAGAUCUUCGCUGCAACGUCGCUGACGUCGGAUGCUGUUGCACAUGAAGCAACAAGAGGGACGUUUACGACCUUACUACCUGCGGUAUUAGCGGCUGUGAUGGGCGUUAUGAUGAUGUAAAUGCUUAUGUUUAUCUUCCAUCCUCUAAUUGUGCAUGCUUGUUACAUUGACUUCACUCGUACAUACCCAAUAUAGUUACCUUUUUUUUUACGGAUGUCUGGAAACCAGUUUAGUAUAUAGUAUCUGGCAUGACGGAGUUAAUCAAUGUAAAA
This is a messenger RNA of Aspergillus pseudotamarii, 1008 nucleotides long. RefSeq names its product copper acquisition factor BIM1-like domain-containing protein. The transcript has 3 exons. The coding region runs from base 110 to 856 and encodes 248 amino acids. NCBI's taxonomy places the organism in Eukaryota, Fungi, Ascomycota, Eurotiomycetes, Eurotiales, Aspergillaceae. The record is from RefSeq and is a predicted model, not a curated record.